This is a messenger RNA of Cinara cedri, 426 nucleotides long. Lineage: Eukaryota; Metazoa; Arthropoda; Insecta; Hemiptera; Aphididae. The record is from the annotation of a GenBank genome assembly.
AUGGAUACAAGUGGUGCCGUGGAUUUAUCCCAGCGCGAAGCCAACAUCGAGACUACGGGAUCGCCUCUCCGCGUGGCCGUCCGGGGUCUUCUUGCGUUCCUACCGUUGGGUCACAGCGUCGGAUGCUCUCGGGCGGCCCACGUACCUCCGGCAACGGAGAUUGUGUUAUCACGCGCGUGCCUCCGGUACGGACUGAACAUUCGCUUCGUAGGCGGCCGGGUGUCGGGAUGUGUUCAAAAUUUUACGAAAAGUAUUUCGGGUGAUGUCCGAAGCCCCGGCGUCGACCCAUUCUCGGCGCCGAACGGAGACCCGGGUGUCGGCCGCGGUCAGUGUCUUGCGGUCGGAUUCGGACGGGCUUAUGAGUUUCGUCGGGUAGCGGCUGAAAUAGCCGGGGGGCGACCCACCGGACAGCGACUGAACCCGUAA